Saccoglossus kowalevskii is the source of this 495-nucleotide messenger RNA. Its product is annotated as UPF0669 protein v1g209471-like. The record is from RefSeq and is a predicted model, not a curated record. Lineage: Eukaryota; Metazoa; Hemichordata; Enteropneusta; Harrimaniidae.
AUGGUAACCUGCAUGUUAUUCAACAGCUUGUAUUUGUACAUCUGCCUUAUUCUGAUUCUUAUUGGUCCGCUGUGUUACGGACAACAGUUAAUACAUGGCUUUUCUGGCAGGAUUGGCGCCGGCAACUAUACCUACUAUAGAUUGGCAAAAGAAGGUGCCAUGGCCCUUGUACUAGAUACCUUAGAAGGGGAUGCUGAUAUUUAUAUCUCAAGUUUAACACUGGCUCCAUCUUUUGAAGAAUAUGAACUGCAAUCAGCAACAUGUGGUCAAGACAUAGUGGAAAUACCUAUGGAAAUGUCUCGUCCAAUUGGCGUUGCUGUUUAUGGCCAUGUUUCGUGUAUGGAGUCUUCGUAUCGGUUAAGUGUAUUGGUGGAUAAAGUGGAUUCUUCCGAACUGUCUAAUUCCAAAAAUCAGCACUAUGAAACAGGAGAAGAGAGUCUCCUUUGGACUAUUUUUGUAAAUAUUCUUAAAAUCCUAUUUGAUGUAUUAGUAUGA